This is a messenger RNA of Huiozyma naganishii CBS 8797, 585 nucleotides long. It is a transcript of the gene MRX11, whose product is annotated as Mrx11p. The transcript has a single exon. The record is from RefSeq and is a predicted model, not a curated record. Bases 1 to 585 code for a protein of 194 amino acids. Lineage: Eukaryota; Fungi; Ascomycota; Saccharomycetes; Saccharomycetales; Saccharomycetaceae. Gene Ontology annotation, cellular component: mitochondrion.
AUGUUGAAGUACGUCGGUGUGAGUGUUUCUCGUUCUGCGAUCGGAGUAAGAAGUAGUACGCGAUGCCUUUCGCUGGUUCGAGGUUUCCACUGUACUGCGCCCUCCAACGCAUCCGCAUCGGAUUCACCUGAGCAACGCCGCGAGCAGCGAAUGCGGAAGAUUAUCUCAAAGUCGAAGCUGAUGACCCGGUUGAGCACCCACCCACGGUUCGAGAAGUAUUUUGCUCGUUUAUCCGAGUCCGGCACAAUCCCGACAGUGACGUCCUUCUUCAUCCUCCACGAGAUCACCGCAAUAGUACCACUUUUCGCACCAUGGUACCUUUUCUACACGUUCCCCUUGAUGGAGAACUGGGACUUGUCCCAAUACGAACUGCUCUCUCGUUGCAACGAUGCCAUAGAAAGACUCGUCGGCGACAGAUACGGGCAAUUCGAAAAACACCGCCUCAUCCUUACGGGCGCCGUCGCUUACUCCCUGGUGAAACUGCUCGGCCCAGUCCGCAUAUUUAUCAGCCUGUGGGGGGCACCGUACAUGGGGAGAUACCUCACGAUGCCCUUCCAGAAACUCGCUUCCGCCCGAAGGAAAUAA